AUUUAAAUUCAGAGGGAAAAUUCAUAUAACAAAUGAGCUCAGAAUUUAUAUAAGAUGGAACUCCAUUUACAAAAUUGUUUUAAAGAUUAGAAAAAAUUCAUAAAUCUCCAGUUUUUAAUGCUGAAUGUAUUCACAACCAAGAUGAAAUAUAUAUAAAAGACUAAUCACCUGAAUAAGUAUGUAAGAAAUUAGAGUUUACACCAUGUUUAAAGUCUCCCAAUUAGUACUCUAUUAUAUAAAUCAAUUUUAGAUUUUAACCUUAUUCUCCAUUAAAUCAUUAAACAACAAAAAAAGCUAAUAUAUUUAUAAUAUCACCAGCAAGAUAAAUAAAUUUCGAUCACACUAAGACAGAACAACGACUUGUGAAUAUCAGUUCACCACUUAGUUCUCUUAAAGUUCCAAAUGAUUUAUUAUGUGAGGAAGAAGAAAUUUUAUCUGAUGACUAAGAUAUUCAUUCUUAAUUUAGAAGUCCCCCUAAAUCUCCACAUAGAAAAUUAGAAAGAGCCACAAAAUUGAAAUUCAUUAAUUUUGUUACACUCAAGAAACCUCUCAAAUUUACUAGUGAUUAAGUUAAUAAUAGAAAGAGGACUAGCUCUAAAAGAAGAAAACCAUUAACAGAAUAGAAACCUAAAAUUAUAGUUUGUAAUUGUAAGAAAUCAAAAUGUCUAAAAUUAUAUUGUGAUUGUUUUGCUGCUGGAGUUCCAUGUGGAAAAGAUUGUAAUUGUUGUUCCUGUCAUAAUAAUGAUGAUCAUACAAAAGAAAGAGAAAAUAUAAUUUAAUAAAUUAUGGAAAGAAAUCCAUAAGCAUUUCGACCAAAAGUUGAAUCUAGAGUAUUAUAAAUAUAUAAUUUAUAGAGUAAUUCUGAAGAUGAAAUAGAUCAAAAGCCUAGACAUUUUAAGGGAUGUAAUUGUAAGAAAUCAAAUUGUUUAAAAAAAUAUUGUGAAUGCUAUUAAAUGGGAGUAAAAUGUUCUGAAUUAUGUAAAUGUGAUGAUUGUAAAAACUGUGAAAUGCCAAUUAAAAAAGAAUCAAGAAAAAGAGUUAAACAUACACAUUCAUGUUUUAAAAAUGUAGAGAUUUAUUGA
Paramecium primaurelia is the source of this 1082-nucleotide messenger RNA. NCBI's taxonomy places the organism in Eukaryota, Ciliophora, Oligohymenophorea, Peniculida, Parameciidae. The record is from the annotation of a GenBank genome assembly.